Messenger RNA from Racocetra persica, 228 nucleotides. NCBI's taxonomy places the organism in Eukaryota, Fungi, Glomeromycota, Glomeromycetes, Diversisporales, Gigasporaceae. The record is from the annotation of a GenBank genome assembly.
AUGACUUCACACACAGAGAAGAGUACCGCAGAAGAAGACUCUGAUAUUAUUGAGUUCUUAAACCGUAAGUUGGCAAAUCUUUCAGUGGCAUCUGAUGCAGCAGAAGUAUUAGGGAAAAACGAUGACGGCUUGCCAGUUUGUGAAGUAUCAAUGCUGUUACCUCACUAUGCGCAAGCUGUUUAUAAUGCACUUCAUUCUCCAGUGCGACAGUUACGACUUGCUGCAGUU